AUGAUUCUAUCGGUUAGCGUUGAAGCUGACAAGAAGGAUGACUAUACGAUCACGUUUCCUAUCGACAGCGAGGAAAACGUUGAAAUGCUGGAGGAAUGUGUUAAAAUAAGCACCACUGUGCGACAGCGAUAUGUGGGUCAUCUUGGUUCCGUGAUGAAGGAAGGCCAACCAAUCGGCGCAGUUUUUGGGAAAAUAUUUACCGACACCGCCAUGUAUAGUUACAAUUAUUCCGGCAUCUGUAACAGAGGACCAAGGCGUAAGGCAAUGCUCGGCUAUGCCAUCUUUACCGAAUGCAUGCUUGAAGCAUGGAAGGAUCACGGGGUCGAUGAGACCAUUCUGCGCGAUAGCUUAACAUUGAUCAUCAAACAAAUCAAUGGACGCAAAAGGAACCGAAAGUACUUCCUGAAGCGUCGUGCCAAUCGUGAUAUAUUACAAAUGGAAGACGCCGAUUCGGAGUUGUCUAUACUUAGUUAG
Anopheles marshallii is the source of this 474-nucleotide messenger RNA. RefSeq lists its product as uncharacterized. NCBI's taxonomy places the organism in Eukaryota, Metazoa, Arthropoda, Insecta, Diptera, Culicidae. The transcript has 3 exons. Bases 1 to 474 code for a protein of 157 amino acids. The record is from RefSeq and is a predicted model, not a curated record.